This is a messenger RNA of Cydia amplana, 2438 nucleotides long. RefSeq names its product tetratricopeptide repeat protein 27. The coding region runs from base 74 to 2437 and encodes 787 amino acids. The record is from RefSeq and is a predicted model, not a curated record. Gene Ontology annotation, molecular function: protein binding. Lineage: Eukaryota; Metazoa; Arthropoda; Insecta; Lepidoptera; Tortricidae. The transcript is spliced from 12 exons.
UAACCUACAUUUGCUUUAUAUCGCUUGUUUAUAAAUUUUUAUAGAGGUUUAAGUAGCCGAAAAGUUAGAGAAAAUGUUAACUGAGACUAAGGUUUUGUACUUGUGCAACUUUGACGAAAAACUUCACAACUCUGAACAUGAGCACAUCAGUAAAUUAUGGUCAGGUAAAUGGCAAAUAAAUAAUCUUGACAUAUGUAAGGAGCUACUGGCAACAGGAUUAGACACUGAACAACUCAGAGCUGUUCUCACUAAGUACCUCGACAGCGACUCUUCAUUAGACAUCAUACUUUAUACUGCUAUUAGCUCAUUCUUAACUUUCUGUGAACAAAAUUGGAAUACUCACCCUGAGAAACUGAAUUUGCAAGAAUAUUUCGGCUUGGAGUGGCCUACAAACAUAGACGCAGCAGUAAAAUUGCAGCGGGAUUCUGAGCCUGUGUAUGUGAACAUAGCUCAUCCGGAAUUGCUGUAUUUUUCCUUGCAAAUAUUUAAUGCUCUAAGUGCCAUUCAACAGAAUUUGGUUCAUCUAUGGUGGUAUUUCCGAAGCGUAGUCAUCCACCAGAAAGCCCUGGAAGACAACAGUGCCACCAUCUACAAUGAGCUGGAGCUGCUGUUGGCCAAGCUGUCCAACGAGGCCAACAUGCUGGACAACAAGCGGCUGGCUGUGUUGCUGCAGGCGGAGAUCGCUCAGGCGUACCUUGUGUACGGACGGGUGCAGAAGGUUGAGGAGCAUUUGGUUAAGGCUAGAGAGCUGGCUGGGUUGAAAUUGGAGCUAACAGGGAUCCUCGGUAAGAGAACGAAGUGGCAGCAGACCACCCUGCCGCAGCUAGCAUUGACGAGCGCCUUAGACUCGAAUGUGCAGAGACCUUCAGCCGAGGAAAGCCACGGCGAAGCGGAGCUACCUCAUGAUGUCGAGUUAGAAGAUGAUGUGAGACUGAACAAGAUCCAGUAUUUGGAGGAGAUCAGGCAGGCGGAGCUACCUAGCUUGGAGCAGAUGUUGUGCAUGCUCACCAUACAAUAUCUCCAAAAAUCGCAACCCAAAGACGACCUGAUGCACGAAGAACUGUCACCGUACAUAGAGGCCAUAGUAUCGCAAAAGAGCGGUCCGUGGGCCACGAGAGUAGCGGCGCUGUUGGUCCGCUGCAGGCUCGAGGCGGGCCACAAGCGGAGCGUGGAGCGGGCCAUGCUGCAGUGCGAGACCAUUGUCAAUGAGAAGAAGGAGGUGGCGCCCCCUACCAGGUUAUCUUACCUAUGGGCUUCAGGCCUGGGCCCAGCAUGGGCGUGGCGACAGCAGCUGGCCGACUUGUAUCUCAGCUUGGGACUCGUGAAGGCUGCUUUGGAGGAAUACCAGCGACUACAGCUAUGGGAGGAUGUUAUAGUGUGCUAUACCAUGCUGCAGUUGCGGCAUAAGGCUGCGGAGGUGAUUCAGCAGCAAAUCGACAUCCAGCCGACUGUCAAACUGUACUGCUUAUUGGGCGACGCAACAGAUGACGUGUCAUGGUUCGAGAAGGCGUGGGAGUUCUCGGGGCACAGGAGCAGCCGCGCGCAGCGGCAUUGGGGGAACUUCCUCUUCCGCCACAACAAGUACCAGGAGUGCAUCCCGCACUUCGACAUGUCGGUGCAGAUCAACAGCAUACAGGAGAGCGUGUGGCUGAGGCUUGGGUUCGCAGCCCUAGAGACGGAAAACUGGGAGCUGUCAGCGCGCGCCUACCGCCGCUACACGUACUUACAACCCAACACCUUCGAGGCGUGGAACAAUCUGGCUAAAGUGUACGUCAAACAGGGGGACAAGGACAGGGCGUACAGGGCGCUGAUGGAGGCGCUUCGGUUCAACUAUGACAACUGGAAGCUAUGGGAGAACGUGAUAAUAGUAUCCAUGGACACCGGCCACUUCGAGGACGCGAUCCGCGGCGCCCACCGUAUGCUGGACCUGCAGCACAAGUUCGAGGACACUGAGGUGCUGGCGCUACUUGUGCGGGCGGUUGUACAGGACAAGGAUGACGCAGAUGGGAACAGCAGCGCUAGGUUGAGAAAACGGGUGCUAGAGCUAUUCGGACGCAUAACGUCCAUACACCAGAAUAAACCAGAGAUCUGGCAGCUGUACGCCGACCUGAGUCCCACCCGGCUGCUGCAAGCACAAAGGUUGCUGAAGGCCUAUAGGGGAUACACGCAGAGUGGGAGCUGGCCCAACAGUCCAGAAACAUGCAAAAAGGUCAUCGACCUCGCGCAGAACCUUCUACAGUACAGUCUUCAAGCUAGACAAGAAGCCGAAGAUAAGGACAAGGCGCAAGCCGAUCAGCAGCUGUCUUCCGCGCGGUUAACGGCUCAGGCCGUUAUACGGGCGGCGGAGAAACAAGGCUGGCCUGAGACGGCAGACGCUCUUGAACAGCUGAAGGGAUUGUUUAAUACUGUAACUGAAUAUAUGAAAUCUAUUAUGUAAA